AUGCUACGAAGAGCUGCGACAGCGUGCAAACCAGCUGCCAGGACCAGCCCGCCACGUCCCACAACGUCCAGGGGCGCCAGCUCGUCCGCCUUUCCCCCUCCUCCUCCUCCCCGCCUACCGCCGACAGAACGCCCGCCCUUCUUCACAGCCGCCGCGAUCUACCCCUUCAUCCUCGUCUCUCUUCUCUCCUCGACCGCGCUGAACCUUUCCUAUCAGCGCGUUGCGCGGGAACGGGAAGGAGCGCGACUUCGGGCCCAAGUCUCGCUCCUCGAAUCUCUCCUCGCUCGUUUGCGGACUGGGGAAGGACGGACACUAUCCGAAACAGAACAGGAGGAGAUUGAGCGCGAGCUGGAGCUGGUCGGUCUAGGGCGGGGAGCUGGGAAGGAGGUCGUCGAUGCAGAAUCGAGUGUCAAGGUGCAGACGACCUGGAGCGAGAUGCUGUUCGGGAAGAAGGGCAAGGAGUAUCAGGAAGACAACGACGAGACGGACUGGGAUGCAGUACUGCAAGAGGCGGACGCCGCCGAGUCGGCUCGGCAAGCAGGGAAAACAUUCCCGACUUCUGCGCCAACCAUUGCACCUGCUCCUCGACCCGCUCAGCAAUCAUCACCCGCGCCGCUGCCCGCAACUUCGACUCCCUCCUCCGACUCUCGACCGCCACCUCGCGGUGUAUACCUUUAG
Molecule: messenger RNA, 678 nt
Organism: Rhodotorula toruloides NP11
Lineage: Eukaryota; Fungi; Basidiomycota; Microbotryomycetes; Sporidiobolales; Sporidiobolaceae
Exons: 2
Coding region: 1-678 (225 amino acids)
Source: RefSeq, a predicted model, not a curated record